AUGGUCGAACACCCUGUAGAGCAUGUGAACCACUUCAACCAGAGAAUGGCUGUGCACUUUAAGAAUGAGACCUUGAUGUGCAAGGUAUUCCCAUCCAAUUUGGGGCCUAUGGCAAUAAGGUGGUUUGAUGGUGUGGGAGUUGGUUUUAUUGAUUCCUUUAAGGAAUUCACUUGGGCAUUUGAAUCUCGCUUUAUUACAUGCAGUAGAGUUCCUUGGCCCUUAGAUUCCUUGUUGUUUGUGACCAUGCGAGAAGGGGAGACCCUGAAAUUGUAUUCAGACAGAUACUGGGAGAUGUUCAAUGAGAUAGAUGGGGACUUUGAUGACGUGGCCAUAAGGACUUUUAAGGUCGGCCUACCUGCCGAGCAUGAUUUAAGAAAGUUGUUAACUAAGAAGCCCGUAAGGAGUGUGCGUCGGCUCAUGGACCAUAUUGACGAGUAUAAGCGAGUCGAGGAGGACUAA
This is a messenger RNA of Quercus robur (English oak), 459 nucleotides long. RefSeq lists its product as uncharacterized. The record is from RefSeq and is a predicted model, not a curated record. Bases 1 to 459 code for a protein of 152 amino acids. Lineage: Eukaryota; Viridiplantae; Streptophyta; Magnoliopsida; Fagales; Fagaceae. The transcript has a single exon.